UAAACAAAUAAACAUGGAAGUGUAGACGAAAAGAAUAAACAUGGCAGGAAACUAACAAUCGAAGAAACUAUUUAUACCGAUAACGGAAAAACAAGCUAAGUAAUAUUUACAUUCCUAGCCUUAAGGACAUACAUUGAUAUCGAAGUCACACCUCCAAUGGCACUUUCUGAGGCAUUUCCCGGCGAUGGUCGAAGGUCGACAAAGGCAACACCAGUCAGACGGUGCCGAGAGUCCGAGCGAGGAGUGCCAGUGCCAGGGUCUUCGCGAUGGACAGGCGGCGCCCCUUCGCAGUCCUGAUCCUUUUCUAUGUCCUGCAUCGCGGACUCACGUGUGAAGCACCGACUGAUGUCAGUGAAGUCUUCGAAAAGGUCACGCACAACGUAGGCAUACGGACGUGUUCAAAACAGGACAAGAAAUGGAAAGACGGCUCAAGCGUCCUGGUCUCUGAAUGCAUCGGCGGCAACUGGACGGAACUGAACGGCGGAUGCUCAGCGUAUAAAAAAAUCCUGGAAGACCCGAGCUGCGACCCAGCGGUUCGUCCGGCCGCCCCCGAGCUCUCCGUCGUCCUGUGGGAGGCGGACGCGGCCACAGUGUACGGAUGUGGCGGCGGUGCACUCUGGGGGUCCGGAAGCUUGGCCUUGGUGGUCCAGUGUGUCGAAGCGGCGUGGACGACCAUCGACGACUCUUGCACAGUGCCUUGUCCCGAAGGUUUCGUCAGCGUUCAAGGCGGGACUUCUUGCCUCUAUUUCUCCUCCGACGCCCCUUCCCUUGGCUUCGCUGGCGCUGCUCUGAGCUGCGGAAGGAAGAACGCAUCAUUAGCAAUAAUCAGGAGUGUGGCCGACCUCAGCACUGCACGUGUGGAUACUUUCUACUACACUGCUCAUAAUUUCAGAGGUGAUCCUUCACACAUGCCAUCAGUACCCAGUGUGGCUGACGGUAUAAGCUGCUAUGCUGAUUGUCAGGUUACAUCUGAGAAAGAGUGCGUGGCAGUGGCGGGCGAUGGAACGUAUCGAGUCCAGAGCUGUACUGAUUGGAACACCCACUUCGUCUGCAUGUUUCCAGCCUACUGUCCCGACGGUUACACGGAGUAUCUUGGCCAUUGUUACAAGGUCAACCCAGCUGGAUCUUCUGUAACGACGUCCUUGCAAGACUGUGCUAAGGAGGGAUCUGACCUUGCUUACCCAGAGAAUAUGCACACACUUCAGUUCUUAGCUGAUCUCGUGAGGGACUACGCUGGCGAGAGUAGCAGCGAAACUCUCCGAGGCUACUUGGGUGUAAACAGACUGUAA
This is a messenger RNA of Penaeus monodon (black tiger shrimp), 1289 nucleotides long. RefSeq lists its product as uncharacterized. NCBI's taxonomy places the organism in Eukaryota, Metazoa, Arthropoda, Malacostraca, Decapoda, Penaeidae. The record is from RefSeq and is a predicted model, not a curated record. The coding region runs from base 267 to 1289 and encodes 340 amino acids. The transcript is spliced from 9 exons.